AUGUCGUCUUUGCCAGGAACGGUUCCGCGGAUGAUGCGCCCGGGUCCCGGACAGAACUACCCCCGUACCGGAUUCCCUCUGGAAGUGUCCACUCCUCUGGGUCAGGGACGAGUCAACCAGCUCGGGGGGGUCUUCAUUAACGGCCGGCCGCUGCCCAACCACAUCCGACACAAGAUAGUGGAGAUGGCCCACCACGGGAUCCGGCCCUGCGUCAUCUCCCGACAGCUGCGGGUCUCCCACGGCUGCGUCUCCAAGAUUCUGUGCCGCUACCAGGAGACCGGAUCCAUCCGGCCUGGAGCGAUAGGAGGCAGCAAGCCCAGGCAGGUAGCCACGCCGGACGUGGAGAAGCGGAUAGAGGAGUACAAGCGGGACAACCCCGGAAUGUUCAGCUGGGAGAUCCGAGACAAGCUGCUGAAGGACGGCGUGUGUGACAGAAGCACAGUCCCUUCAGGUGAGGCCUCCUCCGUGAGCUCCAUCAGCCGCGUUCUUCGAGCUCGCUUUGGGAAAAAGGACGAUGAGGAGGAGUGUGAUAAAAAGGAUGAAGACGGAGAAAAGAAAACCAAACACAGCAUCGACGGGAUCCUCGGAGACAAAGGCAGUCGGAUGGAUGAAGUGUCGGACGUGGAGUCAGAGCCAGACCUCCCCCUGAAGAGGAAGCAGCGCAGGAGUCGGACCACAUUCACAGCAGAACAGCUGGAGGAGCUGGAGAAGGCUUUCGAGAGAACCCACUACCCAGACAUCUACACCAGGGAGGAGCUAGCCCAGAGAACCAAGCUCACUGAGGCCAGGGUCCAGCAAUGUGGAUCAGUCAAGACCCAGGACAACCAAGAGAGUGAGAAACCAGUAUGGCAUGGAAGCCAGCACAUAUCUGCCACUGAGGUGUACCUGCAGACCUCUAUGUGA
This is a messenger RNA of Micropterus dolomieu (smallmouth bass), 903 nucleotides long. Its product is annotated as paired box protein Pax-7-like. The transcript has 6 exons. Lineage: Eukaryota; Metazoa; Chordata; Actinopteri; Centrarchiformes; Centrarchidae. The coding region runs from base 1 to 903 and encodes 300 amino acids. The record is from RefSeq and is a predicted model, not a curated record. Gene Ontology annotation, molecular function: RNA polymerase II cis-regulatory region sequence-specific DNA binding; DNA-binding transcription factor activity, RNA polymerase II-specific. Gene Ontology annotation, biological process: regulation of transcription by RNA polymerase II; anatomical structure development.